Molecule: messenger RNA, 408 nt
Organism: Phycomyces blakesleeanus NRRL 1555(-)
Lineage: Eukaryota; Fungi; Mucoromycota; Mucoromycetes; Mucorales; Phycomycetaceae
Exons: 5
Coding region: 1-408 (135 amino acids)
Source: RefSeq, a predicted model, not a curated record
AUGGAUAAUCUGACAAAUCACGCGAGACCAUCUACUGAUGCAAUCAUUACUGUGAGAUGCAUAAAGUCAUUCGAGUACAGGACAUGCAAGAAUGCAGUACUGAAACACAUUGAUCUCGAGAAUACUACAGUUGGCGAACUAAAAGCUCAUAUCCUCGAAACCAUUCGCACCACGUCUGGGUGGAAGCCCUAUCUGAGCGUAGAAUUUGAUACAUUAAAGCUUUACACUGUUGCCCAUGGACACAAGACCCAAAAUCUGAUUAUUAACAUGGAAGACGACAAGAGUCUGAUUCUCUCGGAUGAUUCGGCCACUUUGGCCUGGCUAGGAAUUGAAAAUGAAGCCGAACUUUCCUUCUUCAACAGGGAAGCAUAUGAGGCAUUUAAAAAGAAUCCCGAUAUGAAAUGGUAG